Polistes canadensis is the source of this 1275-nucleotide messenger RNA. RefSeq names its product probable methyltransferase BTM2 homolog (gene Samtor). Lineage: Eukaryota; Metazoa; Arthropoda; Insecta; Hymenoptera; Vespidae. Bases 9 to 1094 code for a protein of 361 amino acids. Gene Ontology annotation, biological process: negative regulation of TORC1 signaling. The transcript is spliced from 2 exons. The record is from RefSeq and is a predicted model, not a curated record.
AUACAUAUAUGUAUAUGAUACUCAGUAUGGCGACCGAAGAGCACAAACGAUUAGCUAAUGUUGUUAAACAAAUUCAUGCUUUAUUACGAAAAGAAUGUGAAAAAUAUGGUCCAGAAAUAGCAUGGAAAAUGCAUUUAAGUCGUAACGACGUUUUACAGAAAUAUGUUAUGUCGAUGAAAGAUCUUGCAACAACUCAUUGGAAAGGCAAUAAUAUGGAUUCUUUGAGCGGAACUUAUUGCAGGAUAGAAUGGAUCAAAUCUCAAUGUAAAGAAUAUUUUUUCAAAGGUGGCAAAGAAAAAUAUUCAAUUAGAGAGUUUAGUAUUAAAGGAAAAAUGGGAGAAUUAUCUGCGAUAGAUAGUAUUAAUAAGAAGGAACAAACUUUCUUGACUUCCGAACAGAAUCAUUAUAUUGAUAAGAAAUUGUUAAAUGAAACGGAGGAAACAUUUCAAAAGAUUUCUAUAUUAGAUGUAGGAAGUUGUUACAAUCCUUUUGAGAUGGAAAAUAUGUUUAAAGUAACAGCUAUAGAUUUGGUAGCUGUUCCACCUAACGUUUUCCAAUGUGAUUUUUUAAGUGUCGAUAUAGGAAGAGAACAAAUCUUUUCUUCAGAUAAAAAACAAAUUUUACAAUUACCUGAACAGUCAUUCGAUGUUGUUGUAUUUUCUUUAUUGCUAGAAUAUAUGCCAUGUCCAAAACAAAGAUAUCUUUGUUGUAGCAAAGCAUAUAAUUUAUUAAAGAAUAAUGGUAUAUUAUUUAUUAUCAGUCCUGAUUCUAAACACAUUGGUGCAAAUGCUAAAUUGAUCAAAUCAUGGAGAUACGUUUUAUCCAAGUUGGGUUUUAUGAGAAUUAAAUAUGAAAAAUUGAGACACAUACAUUGCUUGAUAUUUAGAAAAUGCAUUUACAAAGAAGUUGCGUUAAGGUGGACAAAUAUGCAAACUUUUUCAGAGAGUGAUAUACUAUAUCAAAGCGAAGAUAAAAUUUUUAUUCCUCAAGAUUUUAAGACAGUUGACGAUAAACAUAAUAAUGAAAAUAGUAAUUAUGAUAUAAAUGAUGAUUUACUUUGUUCGUUCAAUGAAUUACCUUUCGCUGAAUUGUAAUAUUAUUUUUGCAUAAGAUUUUUUAUUUUAAUUAUAUCAUAUAUGUAAAAAAAAAGCAAAUCAGGGCAAGCAAGUAAAUGAAACAUAGAAAGAAUUAUUCAUAUCAUUCAAAACUGCCAUAUUACUGAAUUUAUGCGACAUUUUUCAUUUGAAAACCUAUUUAAAAGAAACUUAUAUACUA